AUGUCGGACAACACUCAACAACAACCCAGCCUCAUCGGUGGCCACGCUCAAUACGUCAAGGGCGCAGCAGAGGGCGUCAUCGGCAGCGUCACCGGUAACGCAGCAUGGCAGCAAAGCGGCGAGACCGACAAGCAAGGCGGCAUCGACGCCAUGAAGGCUGCAAGCGAGAACCGCGAUCCCGCCACCGAUGGUUACGGCAAGGUUGAAGAGGUGGCUGGAAAGCUCUCUGGUUGCGAGGGUAUGGAGAAGGAGGGUGCCAUGUCGGCCAAGAAGGAGUAA
Aureobasidium melanogenum CBS 110374 is the source of this 279-nucleotide messenger RNA. RefSeq lists its product as uncharacterized. Lineage: Eukaryota; Fungi; Ascomycota; Dothideomycetes; Dothideales; Saccotheciaceae. Bases 1 to 279 code for a protein of 92 amino acids. The transcript is spliced from 2 exons. The record is from RefSeq and is a predicted model, not a curated record.